UUUCCGGAGUUACUGUUUCAAGAUAAUUCUUGAAGCACAUUAGCUAAACUUAGCAACUGAAACAUUCGGAAGUGUAGAAUAAUACUGAUUGAUUUAACGUUUUUGUCUGAUAAUAUGAUCGAGUAACUUUAAUCUGAAAUGGCUUAAGUUAGCGUUUCGAUCUGUGUUACUGGUGAAACAGGAAGCGUAACGGCUAAAAAUGAUUGAACCUGAGGUACUAACCGAAGUCCCUGCAUCGCUGAAGCGGCUGGCUAAGCAGGUUGUAAGGGGUUUCUAUGGAGUAGAACAUGCCUUGGCUCUGGACGUGCUGAUACGUAACCCAUGUGUCCGAGAAGAGGACAUGCUGGAGCUGCUGAAGUUCGACCGGAAACAGCUGCGCUCCGUGCUCAACACCCUGAAAGCGGACAAGUUUGUCAAGUGCCGUAUGAGAGUGGAGACAGCACCUGAUGGCAAGACAACGCGUCACAACUACUAUUUCAUUAACUACAGAGUGCUGGUUAACGUUGUAAAGUACAAACUGGAUCACAUGCGACGGCGCAUUGAGACUGACGAACGGGACUCCACCAGCCGCGCCUCCUUCAGGUGCCCCUGCUGCUUCUCCACUUUCACUGACCUGGAGGCCAAUCAGCUUUUUGAUCACAUGACUGGUAUGUUUCGCUGCACCUUUUGUCAGACUGAGGUAGAAGAAGAUGAAUCGGUCUGCCCUGAUGCCAGGACACUUGUGGCCCGCUUUAAUGAGCAAAUCGAGCCCAUCUACGCACUCCUACGCGAAACCGAAGACAUUAACUUGUCCCAUGACCUGCUGGAGCCGGAGCCCACCGAGAUCCCCGCUCUCAAACAGAGCCGUGAACGAGCUGCAGCUGCUGCAGGAAAUGCUGCAGGCGGACCACAUCGCGAAGCCUGGUCUAAUAAGGGAUCAACCUACGCUGAUUUGUACAUCCAGAAUGUAGUUAUCAGCAUGGAGGAGCAGGAUGACCAAAAGAGGCAGGUCAAUGAGGGCAAGCCCCUGAAGGAGCGGCCCGUUUGGUUGACACAGAGCACGGUGCAGGGGGCUUACAACGAGCCGGAUGCUCUCAAGACCCGUGGCGACAUUGCAGCCGGAGCUCAGGACGGCGCAGCCGGUCACGGAGCAGGCCAGGCGGACGAAAACGAGGAAGUAAUGCGCGCCCUGCUCAUCCACGAGAAGAGAGCUGUCGCCGGAGCAGGUGUGGGUGGAGCGAGCGCAGCUGCCAGGGGUCUUGCCUCUGCCACAGCUAACGCCAGUGACUCAGAGAGCGACACCAGUGAAUCAGAGGACGACCUCCCCUCAGGCCCUACCACUGCCACAACCUCUCAGCAUCGCGCCGUUGAGGAGGUCGAAGAAGAGGAUGACGACGAUGACUUUGAGGAGGUGGGGGAUGAGCCGAUGGUGAUGGUGGGGGGUCGGCCGUUCUCAUACAGAGACGUGAGCCAGAGGCCGGAGCUGGUGGAGCAGAUGUCUAUGCAAGAAAAGGAGGCUUACAUUGAGAUGGGACAAAACCUCUUCCAGGAAAUGUUCUUCUGAAGACACAGAACUUUAGAUACUUUGAGUUGCAUUCAUUGACUGAUGUUUCUGCUGUCUUACACUGUCAGUGGACAACUGAUGAGGAAACAAUAUGCUGCUCCAUAAACUUCAGGAAAUGUUUGGUUUGCCAGUAUUUUUUGCACCGGCCAUAUUUGUAGUAUUUCUAUUCGAAGUAUUUUCAAAAGUCACCAAACAAUAACAAACUUCAGUCUGCCAGCUGCGCUUUCUUUCUUUUAUCAUUAUUGUUUGCUUCAAUUCAAAAUUAAACAGUUCAUCUUUACCAGAAAUGUUUUAGCCAUUGCUCUUUCAUUUACCGGACAGAAGGGACACGUUUGCUUUAAUCGAUGCAGCCGUCUACACACCGGCAUAUAUCUCAUGCCUCCAGUCAGUUUUGUUGAAUGGGCAUAAUUGCAUUGAUUGCGUGAGAACUGGUGAAAGUUAUCUGAGCACUUCACAGUGCGGGGAUUGGACGCUGAAACACUGAACAAGCGACUGCUGCUUUCAUUAUCCCGCCUGUUCAGAUGAUGUGAGUCAAAUAAUUUUCUACAGUUCAACAGGCUUGGUCUGAAUUCUCAUCUCAGGCAAAAUACAGAGAUAUUGUUGUGUUCCCCACAGUAACACUGUUACUGUUGUGGGAAACAGUGAAACAUUUGAAACUUUGAGAUACUUGUAAUAAAAUAUUACUGCUA
Molecule: messenger RNA, 2232 nt
Organism: Poeciliopsis prolifica (blackstripe livebearer)
Lineage: Eukaryota; Metazoa; Chordata; Actinopteri; Cyprinodontiformes; Poeciliidae
Gene: gtf2e1
Product: general transcription factor IIE, polypeptide 1, alpha
Exons: 6
Coding region: 200-1543 (447 amino acids)
Biological process (GO): transcription open complex formation at RNA polymerase II promoter; transcription initiation at RNA polymerase II promoter
Cellular component (GO): transcription factor TFIIE complex
Source: RefSeq, a predicted model, not a curated record